Triticum urartu is the source of this 1044-nucleotide messenger RNA. The record is from RefSeq and is a predicted model, not a curated record. Lineage: Eukaryota; Viridiplantae; Streptophyta; Magnoliopsida; Poales; Poaceae.
CUUUCCCAUCACGCCACCGCCACCCACUCACCAUCUCCAUCGGGAUCCUCCCAGAUCCACCUCCCUGUCACCGAACCCUCCGACCACUUCCCUCGUUUUCAGCGCUGCCCAAUCCAUCGAUCCACCCAACCAGCAGCUCCUUCUCGUACCCGUACCCACUGCAGCCCACUCCUAUCCGAUCUAGCCGCCACCAACCUCCUUCGCCUCGUCCCAGCGGCGGACGUGGAGCCGGGACUCCCGCCGGACCUCCUCCCUGCCCGAGGCUGCUGCCUCCCCGACGUCUUCCUCAAGCAGGAGCUCACACCCAAGCUCCAUCGCCACCCGUACCCCUCACCGGAGCAACACUAGCAGCUGCCCAGGCCUCUCCCUCAUCCCUCUGCUUCCCCUUCCCUCCGCUCUCCAUUCCCCUCUCUGACCCCUUGCUCUUCCUCUCUUGUCCUCGACAGGAACAACGACGCCAACGACGGCAUGGCGCCCGGAGCUCGAGCUUGUCCGGCACCACCGUCUGGACCCAUCUCCGGGGACUGGAUCCGUGCUUUGUCAUCUAUACCAGUCGUCCACGUGUCGUCAGAGGACGCCCCGCACGCCAAGUUCGAUGCCGCCGCUCCCCAGCAUCAUCCCGAGCGCAUCAUCCUGAGCGCCAAGUCGCCUCAACCGCAUAGAGCCGUGCCUAUUGACCGCAUCCGCCAGAUCCAAUGGGAACCUCCGUCCCCACGUCGCCGUGCCCUGCAUCCCGCGGCCAGCCGCACCAAGUCCCUCGUCCGGUCGUCCCUGCCGCCAAGUCCAUCGCUGCCUGAACCUCCCUGGUUCGCCAUGUCCCUUGUUGCGACCUCUGCUUCGUUGCAUCGAGCGAGCGAGGGGAGCACCCGCGUUGACCGUGCCGCCAGCAUGCCUGGGCCACCGCGUCGCCUUCACCUGCAUCGGCCCAGCAGCGGCAAGGCCGUGCCAGGCCUGUGGGGCCUCUCCACCAGUCGGGCCGAGGCCCAUGUUCUGAUAACGUCGCAUUUGUGAGGAUCCGUUCAACUACGUCCGUUUGCCUUCUUC